CGGCGCUCGACUACCCGGCGGAUUGAUGCGCUCGGCGCUCGCGGCGGGCGGAAGUGAGGCUCCGGCAGCUGGCAGUCCGCGGCCCUGGAGGCUUCCGCGAACCUCCCCCGGACCCCUGUCUGAGCUGGCGGUGGCGGCGGCAGUCGGGCUGGAGAUUACUUCUUAACUGGAUCACUAGUUCACUUUUUGAAGCACAAUGUCUCGAUCACGGCAACCCCCACUUGUGACAGGGAUCUCUCCAAAUGAAGGAAUACCAUGGACAAAGGUCACAAUUAGAGGAGAAAACCUGGGCACUGGCCCCACCGACCUCAUAGGCUUGACAAUUUGUGGACAUAAUUGCCUCCUGACGGCAGAAUGGAUGUCUGCAAGUAAAAUAGUGUGUCGAGUGGGACAAGCCAAAAAUGACAAAGGAGACAUUAUUGUCACAACUAAGUCGGGUGGCAAAGGAACCUCAACAGUCUCUUUCAAGCUCCUCAAACCUGAAAAAAUAGGCAUUUUGGAUCAGUCUGCUGUUUGGGUUGAUGAAAUGAAUUAUUAUGAUAUGCGUACUGACAGGAAUAAAGGAAUUCCUCCCUUGUCCUUACGUCCUGCUAAUCCACUUGGCAUUGACAUUCAAAAAAGCAAGUUUCCCCAGAAGGACUUAGAAAUGCUCUUCCCUGGAAUGAGUGCUGAUUUCACAAGUGAGAAUUUUUCAGCUACCUGGUAUCUCAUAGAGAACCACGCAACCACCAGUUUUGAUGACUUCAGAACAGCAGUCUCCAACCUCAAGAGGCAGGCUAACAAGAAGAGUGAGGGCAGUCUGGCAUAUGUGAAAGGGGGUCUUAGUACAUUCUUUGAAGCACAAGAUGCCCUUUCAGCCAUCCAUCAAAAACUAGAAGCGGAUGGAACGGAAAAAGUUGAAGGAUCCAUGACGCAAAAACUGGAGAAUGUUCUGAACAAAGCAAGUAAUACUGCGGACACGUUAUUUCAAGAAGUCCUAGGUCGAAAGGACAAGGCAGAUUCCACUAGAAAUGCACUCAAUGUGCUUCAGCGAUUUAAGUUUCUUUUCAACCUUCCUUUAAAUAUUGAAAGGAAUAUUCAAAAGGGUGAUUAUGAUGUCGUCAUUAAUGACUAUGAAAAGGCCAAGUCACUCUUUGGGAAAACGGAGGUGCAAGUUUUCAAGAAAUAUUAUGCGGAAGUAGAAACACGGAUUGAAGCUUUAAGAGAAUUACUUUUGGAUAAAUUGCUUGAGACACCUUCAACCUUACAUGACCAAAAACGUUAUAUCAGGUAUCUGUCUGACCUCCAUGCCUCAGGUGACCCGGCCUGGCAGUGCAUUGGAGCCCAGCACAAGUGGAUUCUUCAGCUCAUGUACAACUGCAAAGAGGGCUUUGUGAAAGACCUGAAAGGUAAUCCAAGCCUGCUUAGUCCCAUGCUGGAUCUUGAUAACGAUGUGCGUCCCUCAGUGUCAGGCCAUCUCAGUCAGACAGCGUCCCUGAAGAGGGGCAGCAGCUUUCAGUCCAGUCGAGAUGACACAUGGAGAUACAAAACUCCCCACAGGGUGGCAUUUGUUGAAAAAUUGACCAAGCUUGUCUUAAGUCAACUGCCUAACUUCUGGAAACUCUGGAUUUCAUACGUUAAUGGAAGCCUUUUCAGUGAGACUGCUGAGAAGUCAGGCCAGAUUGAAAGAUCAAAGAAUGUAAGGCAAAGACAACAUGAUUUUAAGAAAAUGAUUCAGGAAGUGACGCACUCCCUUGUGAAGCUGAUCCGUGGGGCCUUGCUCCCGCUCAGUAUCCGGGAGGGCGAAGCCCGGCAAUACGGGGGCUGGGAGGUGAAGUCUGAGCUCUCUGGACAGUGGUUCACACAUGUCAUCCAGACCAUCAGACUUACUUACGAAUCGUUGACUGCCCUUGAAAUUCCUAACGACAUGUUACAGACUAUCCAGGAUCUCAUUUUGGACCUCCGAGUACGUUGUGUAAUGGUCACAUUGCAGCACACAGCAGAAGAAAUAAAGAGAUUAGCUGAAAAAGAAGACUGGAUUGUUGAUAAUGAAGGCCUGACUUCUCUACCCUGUCAGUUUGAACAGUGCAUCGUGCAUUCCCUGCAGUCACUAAAGGAUGUUCUCGAGUGCAAGCCUGGAGAGGCCAGUGUCUUUCAACAACCCAAAACACAGGAGGAGGUUUGCCAACUAAGCAUCAAUAUCAUGCAGGUUUUUAUACACUGUCUGGAACAAUUGAGCACCAAGCCCGAUGCAGAUAUAGAUACUACACAUCUUUCUGUGGAUGUGUCUUCCCCUGAUUUGUUUGGAAGUAUCCAUGAAGACUUCAGUUUGACCUCUGAACAGCGGCUUUUGAUAGUCCUAAGUAACUGCUGCUAUCUAGAACGCCACACCUUCCUAAAUAUAGCAGAACAUUUUGAGAAGCACAACUUCCAGGGAAUAGAAAAAAUAACACAGGUUAGCAUGGCCUCAUUGAAAGAACUAGACCAAAGACUCUUUGAAAAUUACAUUGAGUUGAAAGCAGAUCCCAUUGUUGGCUCCUUAGAACCUGGAAUUUAUGCAGGCUAUUUUGAUUGGAAAGACUGUCUGCCUCCAACAGGUGUCAGAAACUAUUUAAAAGAAGCAUUGGUGAAUAUAAUUGCCGUGCAUGCAGAGGUGUUCACUGUUUCCAAAGAAUUGGUGCCUCGGGUACUAUCCAAGGUGGUAGAAGCUGUUUCUGAAGAGCUCAGCCGACUGAUGCAGUGUGUUUCAUCCUUCAGCAAAAAUGGAGCAUUACAGGCAAGACUUGAAAUCUGUGCUUUGAGGGAUACCGUGGCUGUCUACCUAACUUCCGAAAGCAAGUCUAGUUUUAAACAAGCUUUGGAAGCCCUGCCUCAGCUUUCAAGUGGAGCAGAUAAAAAGUUACUGGAAGAGCUCCUGAACAAGUUCAAGAGCAGCAUGCACUUGCAGCUCACCUGUUUCCAAGCAGCUUCUUUGAUCAUGAUGAAAACAUAAAUACCUCCCAAAGAAGGGCAAUCCAGAAAGAUAACAAGUAAUAAACUAUUCACUUUUUUAAGUGCCCUAAAGGUAUUGGGUGUAUAAAACAUUGGGUUUGCAAUUUCUGUCCCCUCCUUCUUUCUUUUCCUUAUUACCUUACAAAGAUGUUGUGUAUGUUUUAUUUCAACCAAAAUGGCCUAAUUUGAAAUACCCUAGCAGUAUUUGUUUCUCCCUUUGUAUUACAUUAGAUCCUAUAUGUGACUGUUUAAAAUACCUUUUAAAAUAUAUUUUGUGUCCUGCCUAAGUUUCAUGGUGAAUGUGCUUCAGGAAGAACUGCUUCCCGGGGGGCGAUUUGAGAUGGUGCAGCGUAUACUAAGGCAGUUCUCAGUGUUUCACUCACUAGAUGUCAGCGGGUAGGCAGCUCACAAGGCUCAGGGAAAGGUUGAUAAGAAGAGAUCUGGAAAGUUACGUUUAGGAAUCUUUGGAGCUUUAACUGUCCUAAAUUGUACAAUUACCUUUAAACACUUUAUUUCAAGGGCAGUACUGUGACUCAAAGGAGUAGGGCACCGACCCCAUACGCCAGAGGUGGUGGGUUCAAACCCAACCCCAGCCAAAAAAAAAAAAAACUUUAUUUCAUAGAAAUAGCCAUAAGUCUCCUAAUUCAAGUUGGUUUUUUAAAAAAGUUAUCAUUAGGCCACAUUCUGUGCGGUUCAGAUGGCCACGAAUUAGUUUUGCAUUUGCCCUGUUUAACUUUUGUUUUUCCCAGUGCUAAACACUGAGCAGCUCCUCGGUGUCACCUGUGCAGUUCUCACUCACUCUCCAGGACGUGCAUCACUCCACGUCAGCCUGUCCCAGCCCCGUGUGUCUCCGUCAGGGCCCAAGUGGACAGCCGGCCCCCUCCCCACCACUGUCCACACCUUCCCCCUAGAAGUUGAUUUUCUUUUCGGUAACAUAAAGAAUGCCACUCUGACAGUCUAUUUUCUGAAGGUUUGAGACACUCCUUGGUCACCAGGCAGUAGGUGCUGUAAAUGAGCCACAGGCAUCUGUCCCACUUUCGCUGAUGACUGGGCUUACUGGAAUAGGCACAGGUCAUGGGUGACCUCUCUCAAAGUCAUCUUCCCACAUCUAACUCUUCAUGCCCUUUGCAUCUAAAAACAGCAAUUCUCUAUUGGUAGUCUGCUAGGCAGGGUUUUGAAAAUUUGAAAAGGAUGAUAGAAUCCCCUUAAAGUUAAUGUAUUAUUACUACAAGUCAUUUAAAGCACAGUAUCUAAAGUCUUUGCCAUAUAUAGUAUCAAUUCUUUGAAAUAAGUAAAUGCUGUUGUAUUUGUUCAUUCAGUAUAUAAGGGAGAAAUCAUAGUAAUUGAAAGUGAAAGUUUUACAAAGGUUCUUGAUAAAGGUAUCAGAUAUACUGAAUACUGUGUCUUCUAAGUGUGUUAACUGUUAUAUCUAACCUGGCUGGGAACUAAAUUGUGAAACUGCGAUCCUGAAUGUUUGUGUUAUUUUAAAUAUCUAGUAUAGCGCCUU
Otolemur garnettii (small-eared galago) is the source of this 4477-nucleotide messenger RNA. RefSeq names its product exocyst complex component 2 (gene EXOC2). The record is from RefSeq and is a predicted model, not a curated record. The transcript has 28 exons. Bases 197 to 2971 code for a protein of 924 amino acids. Gene Ontology annotation, biological process: exocytosis; Golgi to plasma membrane transport. NCBI's taxonomy places the organism in Eukaryota, Metazoa, Chordata, Mammalia, Primates, Galagidae. Gene Ontology annotation, cellular component: exocyst.